This is a messenger RNA of Formica exsecta, 6970 nucleotides long. RefSeq names its product metabotropic glutamate receptor-like. Gene Ontology annotation, biological process: G protein-coupled glutamate receptor signaling pathway; regulation of synaptic transmission, glutamatergic. Gene Ontology annotation, molecular function: group II metabotropic glutamate receptor activity. The transcript is spliced from 9 exons. The record is from RefSeq and is a predicted model, not a curated record. Bases 3088 to 5901 code for a protein of 937 amino acids. Gene Ontology annotation, cellular component: membrane. Lineage: Eukaryota; Metazoa; Arthropoda; Insecta; Hymenoptera; Formicidae.
UGUCAAAAUUCAAUUUUCCCUCCGACGAGCGUGUUAUCAACAAAGACCAGAGAAAUUCUCACGUUCGCGUUUCGAGCUCAGAGUCGGGUAACGCAUUCAGUAUGUGUUUCAAGUAAGUUUACCACCCUUCGCUUCAAGGAAGAGAGAGAGAGAGAAAGACUGCAAAAGGAGGCAAAAGGAAAAAUCUUAACGACGUCGUCUACGACGCGACGCCGAGAAACGCUCUUCACCUCGGCUCUUGUCCCUAGGCGGAUGACGACUCGAGGAAAGGGAACGAGUGGAAAAAGGGCGGCUCGAGAGGUCGACACGUGCCUUUUGCUCCGGAAAAUUUCACUCGAGGGAGAGCGUUCCGCGUUCGCUUCGCCGCGGGGUUUGCGGACUCGGAAAAUUAAGGGCGGCAAAAAAAAAAAGAAAAAAAGAUUGCAUAAAGGGGGGAGAAUUAUACGUACGGCACUGUCGGCGAGAGACGGGAUAAGAGAGAGGGUGGCGGCGGCUCGAGAAGGGGGUGGUGGCCCGCUCGUUCCGGCCCGUUCGGCCAGUCGUGCUGUGACGGCUGCGAUCGCGCGACGUCACCCCCGCUCACGCGUUAUCUUUCGCUUCCCUACGACUUCCGGAAAACACGGGGGGAAUUUCCAGACUUCCAAUCGUCCACGGGAGAAACGACAGAGACUCUCGCGCCCCCCGGAAGUAGCGUUCCCCGUUAAACGGAAUCGAUCGUCGAUCGAGGAAGGGUUGGGAGGGAACGGGAUUAAAAGCGAGACGUGCAAGGGUGUCUCCGGGUUACAUCGAGCCGCUUAAAACCAUCUUCUCUCUCUCUCUCUCUCUCUCUCUCUCUUUCUCUAUCUCGCAUUCGCGAAUCCAAGAGUUUUCGCAGGACUCUCGUAACAUUCGCGAGAUUCUGAGAAAUAAUUCGCGAGGAGCUUUCCCCUGUCUUUUCGACGUACGGGGUAAUAAGAAGUGCGUCUCUCUCUCUUUCUUUGUGACCGGAAAAUUCGCGAGAUUCCGUGGAACGAUCUGUCAAAUCGCGAAAAGCGUCACAAGAUCGCGGGAUUCAAAAUGAUGAAAAGAAAGUGUCGAUUCUCGUUGAUCCUCGCUUGACGUUCCAAGUAAUCGCGGAGGGCGGGAAAACGCAAUAACGAGAGACUCGAGACUUUUCACUUGCUCCGUCGUACCGGGAUUUACGAAAGGAUAAGAGAGUGGCGAUAAAAAUCUUCCCGAUUUCCAUUCGACUGGCGGGAUUUUCGGGGGCGACUCGCGGAGAAAGUAAAAGACGAAACGAACGAGAGGGAAAGUCGAAGGGAAGGACGUGCCGCGUCGAGACAGCACGAGCGAGGAUUCGUUGUUUCUCGCCCUUGUCGAAAAUCGAUCGCGCCUGAUUAACGCGCGACAUCCAAGUCGAAAACGAAACUCGUGACGAUCCGACUUCGAUUUGUGUCUUUGAAAUUUCAACGAUCGUAUCGCCGAGAGCGGCGCAUGACGCGAAACAAUCGAUAGGACGAUUCGCGACGUGGAAGGUAUACGAAAAAGAUCGAUUUGUUUACGAAAAUUGCUCUUCAAUCAAGAGUGCAAAUAAUAUACUUCAAAAUCCCGUUCUCUCUUGGAUCGCUGGACUUCGAAUGGACCGAUUAGCAUCUUGUCAUAAUGAACUUCACCGAGGAUUCUCGAGAAUUAUUUCUUCGCACGAUCCCUACGUUCGACUUCCCUGAUCCUGAGUCCACGAGUGCGGGGAAUGAAGAUCGAGAGCAGCGAAGCGAUCGCGCAACCUCGUUGUUCAACCUUCGAGACUUCGUCACUUUGAAAUUCAAAAUAAUAUUACGUCGAUACGCCGGGGCAGUCUUGACUUUAAAGCCCGACCACGACCAUCGCCACCGAGCUCGUUAAGCUCUCAUCUCGGUGAAAUUAAAUCCGUUUAACGAGUCGGAAAUUUACUAUUUGAAAAAAGACACGAAGCUGAAAGUGCGGUACGCUCGAUAAGGGCAAAGAGAAUAUCUAUAAGAGAAGAAAUCGUGUAUGUCUUAAUAGGAACAAAAAAAAAUAGCACUUAUAUAAAAAAAGAAAAAGAGGAAAAGAGUCAUUUGUUUCAAUAACGACGAAAGGAAUAUUUUAUAGAAAAAAAAAAGAAUCGUGAAUCUCUUAAUAAAAACGGAAAAAAUAACUCGUAGAGGAGGAACGAGAAAAAGAAGAAGACUCGAAAAUUCAAGGGAAUCCUAACUCGAAAAGAGAACCUGGUUCAAAGGUCCCAACACGAAGACCGACAACGACGCCGAAUGAUUGUUCCGGAACAUAAGUCUUCCGAUAUUCGCCCGCCUCGAUUCCGGAAUCGUUUAUCGGAACAACAGGCAUCCGAGGAUAAUCGCAUCGGAUGUAAAGCUUAAAGUUCCUCUUUAAGAGAAUCUUAGGGAGGAUUUGUGUACCGCGGCUCUUCUCUAACCGGCGUUUGACGAGUGAAAAACGAAGAAACUUGGCAAGAAUUCGAGAAAUAAUAUGUAUAGGACAUAAGAGGAAUUCCCGCAGAGAGGAAGCGAAAGUGAUCGUUAAAGGGAAUCGACGUUGAUUCUCCCGGGACUAUCAGCUUGCGGGAAGGGAUGCGGAAAAGUGCGUGUCACCCGAGAAAAGGUCAAAAAGCAGAAGUUCGCUGUCGGUGCGCGUAUACCCGGAAUCGAUGGCGAGGAAUCCGGCCUCUUUCCGCGGCGCGAAUCGACGAUGCGUUAAUGGACCAUCGAGGAUCCUAUCUGCAGGGAAUACGGUAAGUACAGAGUAGGGAGUACCUGUCUCGAGAAAUAAAUUUUUAGGAUUUUAAUUGCGCCAUAAUUUGGCCGUAAUCGGCGCGAGGAUUCAACUCGUUAGUAAGGAAUUAUACAGGAGAGAUUCGAUCAUUCGAUCGAUGCGAAACGUAAGAAUCCACUCUCGGGCAAAGACGAGCGAAGGAUCGAAAGCUGUUUCAUCUCCGAAAUAGGUGCUUGGUUCGAGAUAAGAGACUCACCUUGACAGAUGUAACGGGCGAGGUGGAUCGAAGAUCCUAGAUUCCGACGAAGCGAGGACUGUCAAGGGCAGCGUGACACAGGCAGACCACAGCCGGCGGUUAAGAUGCGCGAGCGCGUGCCUUGGCCGUUGCUGCUCCUGACCUUGUCGCUGCAGCGGUUAUCGACGGUGUCGUUGAUGCAAUCGAGGAUGCACAGCGAGGCGGUGCUGAUACCCGGCGACAUCGUCCUGGGAGGACUGUUCCCGGUACACGAGAAGGGCGGCGGCACCGCGUGCGGGCCCAACAUCUACCAUCGGGGCGUCCAACGUCUCGAGGCGAUGCUCUUCGCCGUCGAUCAGAUCAAUCAGCAGGAGCAGGUGCUGCCGGGCGUCACGCUGGGGGUGCACAUCCUCGAUACGUGCGGCCGUGACACGUACGCGCUCAAUCAGAGCCUGCACUUCGUCAGGGCUUCCCUGUCCAACAUCGACAUCAGCGUGCUAGAGUGCGCAGACCGGUCGACGCCCAGGGUAAAAAAAACUGCCAGCGCGGGGCCCAUCUUCGGGGUGAUCGGUGGUUCCUACAGUUCGGUAUCGCUGCAGGUGGCGAAUCUGCUCAGACUCUUUCACAUCCCUCAAAUAUCGCCGGCUUCCACGGCCAAGGCGCUCAGCGACAAGACCAGGUUCGAUUACUUCGCGAGAACGGUACCGCCGGACACCUUCCAGUCGAUCGCCCUGGUGGACGUGGUGAAGAGCGCCAACUGGUCGUACGUCUCCACCGUUUAUUCGGAGGGCAGCUACGGCGAAUACGGUAUCGAGGUGUUCACGCGCGAGGCGACGGAACGGAACGUCUGCAUUGCGGCGGCCCUCAAGGUGCCCAGCGCUGCGGAUGACAAGGUGUACGACGACAUCAUCCAACGUUUGAGCAAGAAGCCGAACGCCCGCGCGAUCGUCCUCUUUACUCGGGCGGAGGAUGCUCGCGGUAUUCUCGAAGCCGCGAAACGAUUGAACCUCAGCCAGCCGUUCCAGUGGUUGGCCAGCGACGGCUGGGGCCGACAGAGCAAAUUGGUCGAGGGCCUCGAGGAAGAGGCCGAGGGCGCCAUCACCGUCGAGCUACAAUCGGAGAACAUCCCCGACUUCGACGAGUACAUGGAGUCGCGCACCCCCUACAACAAUCGGCGAAAUCCGUGGUUCGGAGAAUACUGGGAGGAGGUAUUCAGCUGCAAGCUGGGGAGGAACACGAUGGCCAUGGAGCGUUCUGGCCAACUGGUGGGAUGGAGGGCCGCCAAUUCCGGCAAUCAGAGCAUUGCCCCGUGCUCGCCUAAACUGAGACUCACGGCGGCGAGCGGCUACGAGCAGGAAUCCAAAGUGCAAUUCGUCGUGGACGCGGUGUACGCGUUCGCCCUGGCGCUUCAUAAUCUGCGCCGCGAUCUCUGCCGGGACCGCAAGGAGGGCCUGUGCCCGUCGAUGGCCACCUACGACCGCGGAGCGUUCUAUAGGAAUUAUCUGUUGAACGUGUCCUUUAUAGACAACGCCGGCAGCGAGGUGAAAUUUGACGAGCACGGGGACGGUCUGGCGCGAUACGAGAUCCUCAAUUUUCGAAAGGGGACGAACAACAAUGGCACGAACGGCUAUCACUAUCGGGAGGUGGGCAAAUGGUACAAUUCCCUGGACAUUCGCACGGAGGAGAUGGUGUGGGCGCGAGGGACGAAGGACAUACCAAUCUCCGCGUGCUCUCUGCCCUGCGAGCCAGGUAUGAUAAAGAAGCAACAGGGUGACACUUGUUGCUGGGUGUGCGACCAGUGCGAGGCGUACGAGUUCGUCUACGACGAGUACACCUGCAAGGACUGCGGCCCGGGCUUCUGGCCGCACCUCGACAAACGAGGCUGCUACCAGCUUCCAAUCAAGCAUAUCAGGUGGAGCAGCGCCUUCGCCAUCGCCCCCGCGGUAAUAUCCUGUCUGGGAAUCGUGACGACCCUGGCGGUGGCGUGCCUGCUCUUCCAACAUCGCGACACUCCGGUAGUUCGUGCCUCCGGACGAGAACUCACCGCGAUUCUGCUGGCGGGCGUGCUCGUCUGCUACCUGAACACCUUCCUGCUACUCGCCACGCCGACUACGGCGACCUGCGUCCUGCAGCGCUUCGGCGUCGGCGUCAGCUUCAGCGCCGUGUACGGCGCUCUGCUCACCAAGACCAACAGGAUCGCCAGGAUCUUCGAUUCGGCCUCGCGGUCCGCCGUCAGACCGCGAUACAUCAGUCCGACGUCCCAAGUUUGCAUCGCGGCCGCGCUGAUCGCCUUUCAGACAGACAGAGAUGGCUUUCCCGAGGUGGUGCUCACGCUAAUCUGGAUGAUCAUCGAGCCGCCGGGCACCAGGUACUCGUACCCGGAUCGCCGCCAGGUGAUCCUCAAGUGCAACAUCCAGGACAUGAGCUUCCUGUUCUCCCAGCUGUACAACGCCCUGCUGAUCCUCGUCUCGACCGUGUACGCGGUGAAGACGCGCAGGAUACCGGAGAACUUCAACGAGAGCAAGUUCAUCGGCUUCACCAUGUACACCACGUGUAUCAUCUGGCUCGCCUUCGUGCCGAUUUACUUCGGCACCGGCAACGCCCACGAGACGCAAAUCACCACCCUCUGCGUGGCGAUCAGCCUGAGCGCCUCCGUCACUCUGGUCUGCCUCUACUCGCCCAAGGUCUACAUCAUUGUCUUCCAGCCGGAAAAGAAUAUACGCGGCAAGGUCUACAUGGGCAGCACGUUCAAGAAGCAGGGCAGCAGCGCCGGCGCAUCGUCUAUGACCAAGUACACAGGUUGCGAGUCGGCGAGCGAGAACGUACCCCUGCAGAGCGCCCUAACCGCGGCGGUGCGGACGUCUGUGGGGGUCACCGAGAUCUCGCUAACGUCCAGCACCACCAGCAAAACUAAUAACGAGCAAGUGGCGCAAUUAUAGACCUUUACACACACACACGCACACACAUACACGCACACGCGCGCACAGCCUUCGUAAUUAUGUAAAUCAUUGAACGCCGAGGCGCGUUCAGAAAGAUUAAGAUUGAUAAGAAAUUAUACAUCCCGACCCGUUGAUUCUUAAACUUUAAUUUAACUUAUUAAAGAGAUUAAUAAUUGAAUUAAAAUUUAAAAAUCGACAUUGAAGACGCUGAGCGUCUCGCGUCGCGAUUAUCAUCGUUAUCGUUCACAUCAUUCUAUAGUCAAUCGAGGAUGAGAGAGAAAUGUCGAGAUUAUUGAUCGUUACCAUGAUCGCUGUUGUCGUUAUUGUUACUGUUAUUGUGCAUAAAUUAAUACGCGCAUACACAUAGGACAUACACAUGUACGUGCAUUUAUCGAGAUCAAGCUGAUAUACCGAGUGAUCCACUAAUUCUAGUCGAGCACCUCACAAUGUAUGAUUCAAUUCUAUUGGAUUGCGCGAGAUAUAAAUGUAGUUUUUUCGUAUCUCGAUUUCACUUAUUCGUUGAUCUAUUUAUUUGUUUAUUUAUCCGAGGGAGGACGUUUAACGUUCCCUAAGAGAGCGCCUUUCGAUGAGAUAAUCGUAUAUACAGCGGACAAUAAAUAAAUGUACUUAAAGCGAAUACAUUUAUCGGACCGACUCCAGUACCGAGUGUAUUAAUCAAGAAUACUAUGUUCCCACCCGGUUGUUUCUCAACCUUCUCUUUUCGUACUUAUUUUAAUAAUCGCGACUCACGAAACUGAUCAAACGGUGUUUCGGAGAAAAUUUCAAAUAAUUAUCUAGAGACAUAGCGUUUUCGGAAAAGAAUAGAUAUAAUUUAUCGUCCCCUGAUAUAUAAGAUAAAAAUAUAAUGUUAUGUAUACAUAUAUCUACUAUAUCUUUUUCCUCUGCCUUCUUUCUAUUAAAUUAAAAAAUCCUAUAUAGAAUUUUGUUUUAAACGUUUGAUCAAUUUUGCGAGUAAUUGCAAGAGGGGCGUUAUUAUUGUAUUAUCGACGAUUAAAUCGCUCGACUCCCGCGGCUGUCGAAGCCAAAGCGACGUAUAAAAAAAAAAAAA